This is a messenger RNA of Camellia sinensis, 2352 nucleotides long. RefSeq names its product protein ACCELERATED CELL DEATH 6. Gene Ontology annotation, molecular function: protein binding. The record is from RefSeq and is a predicted model, not a curated record. Lineage: Eukaryota; Viridiplantae; Streptophyta; Magnoliopsida; Ericales; Theaceae. Gene Ontology annotation, cellular component: plasma membrane.
GGUCUUCAAAAUUCAUAGUCAAGCAUGGGAGUAUCUUCCUACCUCCUUCCUUCCUGUAGGAACAAAUAACAAUUUCCUUUUAAUUUGAUUUUGAUCGUCAGAAAAGAUAUUUUCAUUUGAGCUAUUUGUUGCAUUAGUUUUGAGAUGGGUUAUCUUGACAUGAAGAUAGAAAUAGAGAGGGGAUUGCAAUGGAAAGGCCGAAACAAGAGGAUUGAAAGUUUAAUGUCCAGGUCAGUCACCACCAACAAUGAAUCCAGUGGUCCAAGUGAUCACAGUUUAGGAUUCAAGUUGAAACAGCCAAUGCAUUCUUGUGUUAUUGUUGAAGAUCGUGGGGAAUAUCAAAGCAUGGACCUUGAAUUGUACUGGGCUGCGACAAAAAACAAUGUCGAUGCGUUCAUUGAUGUAUUAGAACAUGUUUCACGAAAGAAGGAACAAUCAUUGUCAACUAUUAUUUUUGAUCAGGUAAGUCCCAUGGGAAAUACAUUGCUUCAUAUUGCCGCAAGCUUUGGAAAUGAAGAGACUGUGGGGCUGAUAGCUUACCAUUUUCCGCCACUCAUCAAGAAAAGAAAUUCUGAAGGAGAUACCGCAUUGCAUGUUGCUGCAAGAGCUGGACAUGAAUUAACUGUCACAAUUCUCGUUCAACUUAGAAAAGAUUUUGUGGAUUCAACUUUGUGUUCUGAAAAUGGUGGAAAAAUUCAGAGAGAUGUUGAUUGGGGUAAUCUGCUUUUGAGGGUAAAGAAUGAAAAGGGCAACAUAGCAUUACACGAGGCCUUGAUGAACGGUCACCAAGUUGUAGCUUAUUAUUUGAUCGCGGUAGAUCCAGAAGUGUUAUAUUAUCUGAACAAUGAAGGCAAAUCAGCUCUGUUUCUGGCCGCUGAAGCUGGGUAUUUGGAAUUUGUCAUGCAUAUUCUGUGUGAUACAGUUGGGAUUGAAAAUACAAAUGAAAGGCUUAAAGGGAAAUCACCUAUUCAUGCUGCCAUUUUAAAAAGAAACCGAGGUGUUUUAGAAGCCUUAUUGAAAUCAGAACCAAGGUUCGUUCAAUUAGGAGAUGAAGAAGGAAGGACUCCACUUCAUUUGGCUGCAUCAUUAGGUUAUCUUGAAGAGGUUCAGUAUUUGUUAGGAAGACAGAGUUCAGGUGCUGUUGCAAGGGACAACAAUGGCUUAUUUCCUAUUCAUUUGGCAUCAAUUAAAGGCCACGUUGAUGUUGUCCAGGCGUUGCUUCAGUAUUGGCCUGAUUCGAGGGAACUGCUCAACUGUCAUGGUCAGAAUAUUCUUCAUGUUGCUGCCAAGAGUGGAGGACAUAACAUGGUUAGCUACAUUCUCCAAACUCCUGAGCUCGAGAAGCUUAUAAACAUGAGCGAUAAGCAUGGAAAUACACCCUUGCAUUUGGCCACCAUGGAUUGGCACCCAAAGAUUGUUAAUACCCUAACAUGGGAUGAAAGAGUGGACUUAAAAUUAGUGAAUAACGAGGGUAUGACUGCUCUUGAUUCUGCUGAAUACCAUAUGGAAAGAAUGCCCUCAUUUCGAAAGCGGUUAACAUGGACUGCGUUGAAGGCCGCUGGUGCACCACGAGCUUACUGUAGAAAAGCCCUCAAUGCUAAAAAGAAACAAGCAUCUAUGCAGUUAGAGCAGUGGAACAUAGAUAGCUAUAAGGACCGAGUCAACACUCUUCUGUUGGUGUCCACCCUCGUUGCCACUGUGACUUUUGCAGCCGGUUUCACAAUACCCGGUGGCUACAACAACUCUGACCCUGACCAAGGCGUGGCAACUAUGCUAAAACAAAACUGGUUCCACAUGUUCAUUUUCUGUGACACCAUAGCCAUGUAUAGCUCUAUAAUUAUUGCUGUUACCCUCAUAUGGGCACAAUUAGGGGACCUCAAUUUGGUCCUUACUGCCUUCAGAUUGGCACUGCCACUUCUGGGAAUCUCUCUCACCAUGAUGUCUUUAUCAUUCGUUUCUGGAGUGUAUGUUGUGGUGAGCAAUCUCAAUUGGCUCACCAACGCUGUUCUAAUCAUGGGCUUGGUUUUUCUUACCAUUCUGAUAGCUCUCUUCAUUCCACUAUGCAUCCCAGUUUCGUCAAAUUACCCCAUUUUACGCUACAUUUUCUACUAUCCAUUUCAUUUGCUGAUAUUUGUAACCAGAAGUUACACUCAAGAUGAUUUGGUAGAGUAUAAGUCACUUUGGUGGAUGUUAUGAUAUUUAUAUUACAGUUUGUAACUCUCUCUAUUAUGGAUCUUUAUUUACUAUGGCAAAUUUUUGUAUUACUACACAUUUAUUAUGUUUACAGUUAUGGGUUGGCCUACAGUCAUAUGAAACAUAGGAAGGUUUUCUUUUACUGUUGUACUUGUAAUC